CUCCACUCGCGCCUUCUUCUAAAAAAAACACCAUCAUUUUCUUCCUGACUGAGGUGCAGAAAGCGCUUGUUGUGGCCAGGCUAGCGGCUCAACAACAAAUCACUACAGGAAGGGGUAUUUCUGCAACGCCUGUGGUCAAGUUUUGAAAAACAAAACAAAAACAACAACAAACGGUUUAAUUAAAACCUUGUCGGAACCUGUGGGUCCCCGGGUCUACCCGAUGAGCAUGAGCCAGACUACAGAACCCACUAACGAUGGCGCCACUGUUACAGAAGAGGCUAAAAUAACGACGGAUGAGAAGGAGAAGGCGGCAGAGGAAGUGUUAAAGGAGGCAGAGGAAGAAGAGGAGGAGGAAGAGUACGUGGUGGAAAAGGUCCUGAAUCGGCGGGUGGUAAAAGGCAGAGUGGAGUACCUUCUCAAGUGGAAAGGGUUUUCUAAUGAGGAUAACACUUGGGAGCCGGAGGAAAACUUGGACUGUCCAGAUCUGAUAGCAGAAUAUCUACAGAAACAGAAAUCGGCCCACGAGGGAAAGAGGAAAGCAGCCGGAGACUCCGAGGGCGAUGAGAGCAAAUCGAAGAAGAAAAAGGACGAUAACAUUGUUGUCUUAACAACCCUGAAAAUGGAGAAGAGACACGCCUAUGAAGCACAGUUUAAACUGAAGGCUAUCAGCUACGCAGAGGAACAUGGAAAUCGAGCAGCCGCGAGAGAAUUCAAGAUUAAUGAAUCGAUGGUUCGCAAGUGGAGGAAGCUGGAAAACAAACUCCGACAGGUGAAGAAGACGCAGCGGAGUUUCCGCGGAAAUAAGGCGAGGUGGCCCGAGUUGGAGGAAAGACUGGAGCGGUGGAUCAUCGAGCAAAGAACGAGUGGGGCGAGCGUUUCCACGGUCACUGUUCGACUAAAAGCAGUAACGCUAGCGGAAGAAAUGAAAAUUGAACAUUUUCAAGGAGGUUCGUCGUGGUGCUUUCGUUUUAUGAAACGGCGCCAUUUUUCCAUCCGGACCAGGACUACAGUAGAGCAGCAACGUCUGAUGCAUCAUAAUGAAAAGCUGGCGAGCUUCCACUCCCACUGCAGCAAACACAUCGCCCACAAACGCAUCCAGCCAAGCCACAUCACCAACACGGACCAGGUGCCGCUCACUUUCAACAUCCUGGUGAAUCACACGGUGGAGAAGAAGGGGACCAGCACGAAUGAGAAGUUAAGAGGCUUCGCUCGAGGCCUGGAGCCAGAGAGGAUCAUCGGAGCCACAGAUUCUACAGGAGAGCUCAUGUUCCUCAUGAAAUGGAAGCAUUCGGAUGAGGCCGACCUGGUGCCAGCAAAAGAAGCCAAUGUGAAGUGUCCACAGGUGGUGAUCUCCUUCUAUGAAGAGAGACUCACCUGGCACUCGUAUCCUCCAGAGGAGGAGAAAAAAGAUGAGAAAAACUGAGGCAUGGCAACGUUAUCGACUCGGCUGGGGAAGACAAACGAAAAGACCAGCAAGACAUUUCGUGGACUCAUUCGUCGUUUUGGUGUUCAACUCAAUCAAUGCAGUCAUUUAUGUGUCCUUUCCAGUCUGUGUUUCAACAUUCACCUUCGUUUAAAUAUGGCAUUCAAAACCGACAGCUGUUCAAUGUGGGACAUUUUUAUUUUUCUGGGAAAACUGGGUUUGCAAAAUUAAGUGAUUAUCGGUUCAUUUUAUCAGUGUAAAGAAACUGAAUUAUUCUCAAAUCAUUUUCUAAUACAAAUUAACGAUGAGCUACUGAGCAUUUAAAAAGUUAAAAUUUUAAGAUAUGUUUGUAAUCUGUUCUAAUAGUUUUUUUUUUUUUCUCCUGAUAUUUUAGAUUAGGCAUAAAAAGAGCCCAAAGCAGGCAUGUUUUCUUAAUUUUGGAUCGUUUAUGAGGUGGUCAUGUUUGUUGCUGUUCUGCUUUUUUACAGUACGAGUUGUUUUUUUUUACACCAGUUCGGGUUUUAUUUACAUACGUGCAGAAAUCCCUGUUGUUUUUGUUGGGCUUUUCCUUCUCCCCAGUUUUCACUGUGAC
Molecule: messenger RNA, 2015 nt
Organism: Cyprinodon tularosa
Lineage: Eukaryota; Metazoa; Chordata; Actinopteri; Cyprinodontiformes; Cyprinodontidae
Gene: cbx1b
Product: chromobox homolog 1b (HP1 beta homolog Drosophila)
Exons: 7
Coding region: 221-1423 (400 amino acids)
Biological process (GO): negative regulation of transcription by RNA polymerase II; chromatin organization
Cellular component (GO): nucleus; pericentric heterochromatin
Molecular function (GO): sequence-specific DNA binding; chromatin binding
Source: RefSeq, a predicted model, not a curated record